Molecule: messenger RNA, 1193 nt
Organism: Nymphaea colorata (pocket water lily)
Lineage: Eukaryota; Viridiplantae; Streptophyta; Magnoliopsida; Nymphaeales; Nymphaeaceae
Product: glycosyltransferase BC10-like
Exons: 2
Coding region: 4-1110 (368 amino acids)
Cellular component (GO): membrane
Molecular function (GO): glycosyltransferase activity
Source: RefSeq, a predicted model, not a curated record
AACAUGGAAAGGAAAAAGCCUGAUCACCAGCAUCAUGAAGCUCAAGGGCUAAUUCACAGUUUCUUGAAGUUUCAUUUCUACCAACUUUCCUCCCACUUUCUUCUCUUGGCCUUCGGCAUCACGAUCGGUCUCAUUGCCGGCUUCCAUGCCUCCGGCAACCUGACCUUCAUACUCAAUCCAGAGGCCAUGAACUUGAGAUUACAGGAGCAGAAAGGCGCCAGCGCGAGCGCUGCAUAUCAUAACAUGACAGAUGAAGAAUUGCUGUGGAAGGCUUCCAUGAUCCCCAACAUUGAGAAAUACCCCAACAAAAGAGUCCCCAAAAUCGCCUUCCUCUUCAUGGUAAGAGGACCCCUUCCCUUCGCGCCCUUGUGGGAGAAGUUCUUCAAGGGAUAUGAUGGCAACUUCUCAAUCUACGUGCAUCCUCACCCCACUUACAAUGAAUCGGUCCCCGAACAGUCAGUCUUUUAUGGGAGACGCAUACCAAGCAAGGAUGUGAGGUGGGGAGCGAUCAGCGUGGUACAUGCAGAGCGGCGCCUCCUCGCGAAUGCACUGCUCGAUUUCUCGAACGAAUGGUUCGUGAUUCUGUCAGAAGCUUGCGUCCCUCUGGUCCCCUUCAGCACAGUAUAUGACUACCUCAUGAAAUCCAACUUGUCGUUCCUAGAUAUAGAAGAACCGAGUGCCAAUUCGAGGAUAAGGUACAAGGAUCACAUGGUGCCGCACAUCAAAAUCGAUCAAUGGCGAAAAGGGUCCUUGUGGUUUCAGGUGAACAGGAAAACAGCGGUGGGGAUGAUCUCAGACCAGACCUACCUUCCUCUGUUUGGAAGCAUCUGCUGUUCUGAUGAGCACUACUUUCAAACGCUUGUAUACAUGAAAUUCGGGGCUUGGUGUGCAAACAGGAGCUUGACAUAUGUGGAUUGGCACGGCCCUGUUUACCCAAAUAGAUUUGGCAAGUCAAAUCUCACACUGGAGUUGUUGGGGAAAAUGAGGGGAGGAAAUGGGUGCAAGUACAAUGGGAAGGAGACUACUCUCUGCAACUUAUUUGCUAGGAAGUUUGUUCCUGAUGCGUUAGAUGUGUUGCUCAAAUGGGGGCGUGACGCUGUAGGAUUUUAAGAGAGAGAGAGAGAAUCAUGUCAUAUUGUGUUGAUGUUCAGUGGGAUUGCAGCAAAUAUAUUUUGCUUGAAACGCAGCUUAGU